AUGGGUCCUUUUGCGUCAAACAACUGGGCUGGCUGGCCCUACGCUGCCGUCAGCGAUCCCUUCGCCACCGCUGCCGCCUACUCCCACAUCACAAACGCCAACUAUCCCCCAUAUGUGGCCGAUACCAUGGACGUAUAUCAGGCUCACCACCAACGCCUGCUUAACCAGCAAAUCCCUCGCACUACAGAAUCCAAGCCUCGUCUAUCCAAGGAGGAAGUUGAAGUUCUCGAGGCCGAAUUCCAAAAGAACCACAAGCCCAACAGCACAACAAAAAAGGCUCUUGCCGAGUCGAUGCGAGUAGACAAUGCUCGUAUCAACAACUGGUUUCAAAACCGCCGUGCCAGGGAAAAGAAGGAAAAGAAUAUUAGAGAGUACGAGGCCAAGCAGAGACAGGAAAAGGAAAAGGCCGUGGCUGAGGGUGCCAUUGUCGGUGGUGAUCGCAAACGUGAUCUAGUUGCCUCUAGUGCUCCAUUCCCGGGCGCCCAAGCUGCAUUACACACUCGCGAUGGCUCAAAUUCUCCAGUGAGCUCUCCCGAUGCUGCCGGACUCGACAUGGUCAGGUCAGACGAUGUCGUACCUUCCAUGGAGACUACCUCGGACCUCAUUGGCGAGGUCGCUUCCUUUUCUCCAGACAAAUCAACUAGAGAUGACUGCGAAGACAAGUCGCCAGAGGAUACGCACGACCAUCUCUCGGCUUCUGAUGCAAGCGCCGAUGGCUUUUCCAUCAGCGAGAGUGAGCUAUACAUGCCCUUGGACGACCGCAGCCCUAGCCAGAUGCUCGGCUCUGAUUACCACGGCAUGGUCGCUGGAGCUUCCAAGGUCAACGCUUCCAUGGUCGCCGGUGGCAUUGAAAUGGAGCAGCAUGAUUUUAGCCUGGACGAUCGCGAGAUGUCCCUGAGCCCAACCUCUCAACUUCCGCCCGGCAUGCAUCUCAGGUCUCCUCCUUGCAUCGAACUUGCCUCUCGCCGCAACAAACGCCCGACUCCCCUGUCAAUCAACGCUGCUCGCGUCGGCACACCGGGAGCCGGGGUUCCUAGAACCGCCAUCGGCAUCAACAGGAUGGCCGAAACUGCCAGCUUUAUGCGUAGAACUUCGUCCGCUUCGAGCUCUGGACGCAUCUCCAAGCCGACCACUACGCCUCGCAAUAUGUUUAGCAUGCACCGCUCGCCUUCAUCGACUGGUGCUGCUAGCUCCAUGGCUCCUCCGACGCCCGACACCCCCAUGGUUGCUAAUGCUCACGGGAUGAAUGACCUGGCCCUGUUGGGCCCCUUCUCGCUGGAGACCAAGGCGGCGGGCUUCAAUUCGCACGAUCCCACGCUGUCGACACCUCCAAGCACCCCCGGCAACAUGGACAGCAUGUACAACAUGCACUCGGCAUACACCAUGGGUAUCUCGGAGGAUUAUCUCGUCAACACGGGUCUGUCUAGUCUUCCUCAGUCCUUUGACCUGACGGCCAUGUCUGUGCCUGGAUACGUCAACAGCACUGGUGUCCCGGUCCAGCAAGGCGCCGAGAUGUACAACCAGGAAAGCAGCCCUGACUAUAUGGGCCUCUACGGCAACGCCGGCUGGUCUAGCGUUUAG
Molecule: messenger RNA, 1581 nt
Organism: Beauveria bassiana ARSEF 2860
Lineage: Eukaryota; Fungi; Ascomycota; Sordariomycetes; Hypocreales; Cordycipitaceae
Product: homeobox domain-containing protein
Exons: 2
Coding region: 1-1581 (526 amino acids)
Biological process (GO): regulation of transcription by RNA polymerase II
Cellular component (GO): nucleus; RSC-type complex
Molecular function (GO): DNA-binding transcription factor activity, RNA polymerase II-specific; DNA binding
Source: RefSeq, a predicted model, not a curated record